Molecule: messenger RNA, 1980 nt
Organism: Sitodiplosis mosellana (orange wheat blossom midge)
Lineage: Eukaryota; Metazoa; Arthropoda; Insecta; Diptera; Cecidomyiidae
Exons: 2
Coding region: 399-1658 (419 amino acids)
Source: RefSeq, a predicted model, not a curated record
CGUGAAAGAAACAUUUUUUAUUGGAAAUAGAAUAGCAUAGAUUGAAAAAAUUGGAUCGAACAUUUUAUAGGCAAUAAAAUUGUCAUUGGUUGGCAGAAAUAGUGAAGUAGCUAGUGCAAAAAGGUUUACAUCACCAAAUGGAGUUAUUUUAGUACCCAAUCAAUUCUAAUAAUAUGAAAAAUGAUUAUUGCAACACGAAUGGAGUCUUUAUUUCUCAAUAAAACGUGCAUUUGAAAGCCAAUUUAAGGUCGUUCAGCUUAGAAGUUUAGUUGUUAUCUGUCUGUUUGACGUAAACGAAGGGGAAUGUGAAGGGGAAGUAGUACAAAUAGUACAUAUCACGGAAACUCACGCUUUUGAUGGUGGAAUCCUUUUCCCUGGAUUAAAACAACCUAGUCACAAUGCAGCCGGAGAUUUUGAAGCUGACUGUCGAUUGUUUUGAUGAGCUGUUUGACUUUCUAUCACUACAAGAUUUAUGUUCAAUUGGUGAAACAUGUAAAAUGAUGCAGAAAUUGGUCGGGAAGUAUUUUAAGAAAAAUUUCUCAGCAACUAAAAAAUACACCGACAACAAAGGGGUUGUUAUAACUUAUGUCGAUACUAUGAAGAGUCAUCGUAUUUCAGCGCCUGUACUCAAUCCUUUCAUUACAUCCAUAACACAUAGAACGGAUAAAAUCCAACCACUUCGCUAUAUCGACAUGCACAGUGAUGAAUUUGCUUCUUUGAUCGAAAUUCAAUUCAUGUAUAUCGCACUAAAUGCGUCAAAAAUCAACUGCUUACAACAAAUCCUGCCUAAAAUUGAGGUUUUAAAGUUGAUGCACUGUUCAGUUGAAGGUGAUUUCUACGAUAUUUUACGGCUCUGCAACAAUUUGAAGGAGAUUCAUGUCGAAGAUGAAGGAAACCGCCCAAUUUUGAAUGAAUCCGCGAACCCAUGGCUACUUCAACAGUAUCCAUUGCUGGAAACUCUUCAUCUCACCCAAUUGAAUCCAUUCAAAAUCAAUGAAUUGAGUGAAUUUUUCGUGAAUAACCCAAACGUUCGGACUUUCUCCACAUCAUCAUGGUGUCUUGCGAGGAAUGGCAAAGAGUUCAUUGAGUCCAAUGUGAAAUUGAUGAAUUUAAAGGUGUUUGAAGGAUACAAUGGCACUCCAAUGAACAUGCAAAUAUUGUGUUUGUUGCUGAAUAAACUACAUGACCUAGGUUUUUACAAACAUUUACAUUUUAAAUUUUCACUUCUAAGUCAAGAACAUUGUGAUCAAAUGGCCUCACUUCAUGCACUUGAGUCAUUGUAUGUUACACUCAUGAUGGAGCCGUGUGAUUUGUCUCGUUUAAUGAGUUUGAAACAUUUGACUCUUUCGGAUGGUAUUCACAUGGACACCCUGGCCAAGAGUUUGGUGAACUUGAGACGUCUUUCUCUUUAUAACGCAAAAUAUGAAGAUAUUGUGACAUUUAUCUCUCUUUCAGUUAAGAUAAAAGAGAUCGAAGCACAUUUCAAGAGAGGUGAAUGCAUUGAUUUGGCCAAAUUGAAUGAGCAACGAAAUAGUUUAAAUGAUGCCAGUAAAGUGAUGCUUUUUGUUCAGGAAGAUAUUUUCCUUAAAUCAAAAUGGACCACCAAAAAUGGCAAUUUGAAUUUGGAAUUGGUUGGAAUGAGACGAUUCGAGAGCUAGAGUGAUUUUAUUUGGUAGAAAUUUGGCAACUGAAUUUUCAUUUUUAUAACAAAUCCUUUGAUGACCAUUUCUCUCUCUUGGCCAAUAUUUUCUUCAAAAACUAUAUAACGAUUCCAAUGUCAAAAACGUUCUCCACAAUUACUCAUUGGCCAAUGGCCAUGAAGAAAUAAAAUAAUUAUGUAGUUUGGUAUUAGAAAUGCGUUUGUGUGAUACAGUGAAUCAACUCCACAAUUUGCAAUUUUUUUUCUCUGCGAUUUACUAAAUUUUCAUUUUAUUAGAGAGUUUAUGUCAAUAACAUCGAAUGUAGUUAAUAUAUUACCAA